ACGGGGAUGACAAUACACGCUAGAAAUAUUGAGCUAAAAGGAGGGAGACAUUAAGAUAUUUAUAUUGCAUUGAUAGCUUACUGAAGUAGCUCAGUAAAUCUUUCAAGUGUACAAAUGAGUACUCGAGCGUUAUUUUCAAGUACAACGCUGUCAGCGAAUUCCAACGCGUACCGGAAAUGGGAUCCUAGCAAUGUUGAGCAAGACACCUACUGCGCAUUUUCAGCUCCUGGUGAAAAUCUUACAUCCAUGAAGCAAAACUCACGAAAUCAUGUCCAAGAAAAAGAUAAAGAAACUACACCAUUUACUUCCUCAGCAUUAUUUAGGACCAUCAUAUUUGUUGUCCUAACACUCCAAGCGACAUGUUACUUUUCACUGCUUCGGUACUCCAGAACAAGACCAAACAAAAUGUAUUUCUCUUCUACGGCUGUGUUCCUGGCAGAAGUUGUCAAGCUCUUGGUGACGCUGGUGGUGAUAUUUUUUCAGUGUGGAAAUCUAAGAGACUUUGUUUUAUUUCUAAUCAACAAUUUGUUCACAAAUCCUAUGGCUACUAUCAAGCUCUCUGUUCCAUCUGUGUUAUACGUUAUACAGAACAACCUUGUUUAUGUUGCAAUGACGCAUCUGGAAUCAACUACUUUUCAGAUCACCAACCAGCUUAAAAUCCUUACAACUGCAAUCUUCUCCAUUGCUUUGCUCAACAAACAGCUAACAAGAAUAAAAUGGGUGUCUUUGAUUCUUUUAUCUGUGGGUGUCACCAUGGUUCAAAUUGAUUCACACACUUCAGUAACCACAAGUUUACUAACAGACAGUGAUAAUACAAAAAAAGAACAAUCUGUGCCUCUUGGUAUGACUGCAGUUCUUGCCGCUUCCUUAGUGUCGGGAUUUGCAGGUGUUUACAUGGAGAAAAUCUUCAAGAAACAGAGAAGGACUUCAUUUUGGAUCUCAAAUGCCCAACUGUACACUUUUGGAAUGUUUUUAGGGUUAAUAGGUGUCAUUUACCAAGAUGGGGUUGAAAUUUCUAGGAUGGGAUUCUUUUAUGGAUAUGACAUUGUAGUUUGUCUGGUUAUACUGUUUGCAUCUGCUGGUGGUAUUAUUGUCUCACUAAUCUUAAAGUAUGCCUCAUGUAUAACUAAAGGAUUUGCGACAUCUUGCGCCAUUGUUCUUUCUAGUAUUAUUUCAGUGUAUUUAUUUGAUUUUGUUCCAAGUGUUUUGUUUGUUGCGGGUGCUUUAUCUGUUAUUGCUGCAGUUUUGCUGUACAGUUAAUGGCGUUUACUUAGUUUGUUUUUUCACAUGUUCUGUGUUAUACACCAAUGUAAAAUGCUACCUGUCCAGUGGUCCCUCCUUCGCUUGGUCCAUCGUGCAUGACGCGCAAGAAAACCACCAGAAAAAAAUGGCCAUUUAUUCCUCCCACUGCCAGUUUUCCUUGCAGUUUAUUUACAGUCUCACUCAAAUGACCAGGCAAAAGAGGGACUACUCGUAGUCUACCCGCAUCAUGGAUACAGAAAGAAAACAAAGGUUGCUGUUAAUUCAAUGUGCAAAGAUUAUAGUAAUGGAGCUUGUAGAUUUUUUUGGUCAGGGUAUUGUAUUCUAUCUGUCACUUGCCCAAUGGGAAGUGAAUUUUUUGGGGGUAAAAUUUGAUUAAUUUCAAAUUAGAGAUUGAAGUGCUCUAAGAGUACUCUAAUUACUUACUGAUGAUCUAAUAUUCACUUAGUAUACUCUAAUUCUAGUUCUUUUAUAAUUCAUUCCACUACACUGAGUGAAAGUCAAUUCUGUGCAUUUUAGGACGAUUUUCUAUACAAUUAAUUAUUGAAUGUGUUCAGUACUGUUGUAACAUAGAUUGUAAAACAAUUUGUAAAAUAAGAUCUAAUUUGCCGGAUGCAUUAUAGAAGAAAAUUUUGAAAUUAGAAUUAUCAAGACUUGAUAAUUCUAAUUUCAAAAUUUGAAAGGGAAAGUAACAGUUUAGUUAUGAAUUUACAUGUAAUUCGAUGUCAAGUAAUUAUUAAAAAUGGGUUAUAAUUUAUGCAGAUUGGUAGACAGAAUUUAACCAUACAUGAAGCGUUGUAGAAAAGUGGGAACAUACAGUGCAUGCUACCAGCAUUGUUUGUAUAAUGUAGGAGGAAUGUUAGGGUAGAAAAUGUUAAAAUCCAGGCCUGAUU
Molecule: messenger RNA, 2153 nt
Organism: Orbicella faveolata
Lineage: Eukaryota; Metazoa; Cnidaria; Anthozoa; Scleractinia; Merulinidae
Product: UDP-N-acetylglucosamine transporter-like
Biological process (GO): pyrimidine nucleotide-sugar transmembrane transport
Cellular component (GO): Golgi membrane
Molecular function (GO): pyrimidine nucleotide-sugar transmembrane transporter activity
Source: RefSeq, a predicted model, not a curated record